Molecule: messenger RNA, 500 nt
Organism: Bolinopsis microptera
Lineage: Eukaryota; Metazoa; Ctenophora; Tentaculata; Lobata; Bolinopsidae
Exons: 3
Coding region: 10-477 (155 amino acids)
Source: RefSeq, a predicted model, not a curated record
GUAUCUAACAUGGCGAACAAAUAUGAGAGAGUCGGCUCUCGGUGUAACAGUGAGAGUUGUGCUUCAUCCCUCAAGCUGACCCCCAACCCUACAAACAGACACGAAGAAACAGAUGAAACAGAAAGUAAGCUAUCUGAACUGCAAUCAAACGGCAAUCCUGCCGACGGCACAGUUACAUCCAGCUGUGUUUUGUUGAAGUUAAACUCUGAUAAAGAAAGUGUUGCAUUUAGAAGAAAGAGAUAUUACCCCCUGCUUGUUUUCAUCACUGCAGGAGUCAUGGUAUCCUGUCUGGGACUAAUCUUCUCCUACGCUACGGGUAACAUGACCGUCUCCAGAUGUUUUAUAGCUGUUGGAGGGUGGUCUGUUCUUGUGGGGGUAGCGUUUCAGUUCAGACACUAUUUCAUGAUCGAACAGUGUUCAGUCAUCGAGAAGUGCUUGGAUAUUGAAAAAGAGACUGACAUGGAGAAGGCAAGCUAGACUCUUUGUUUCAGGACGAUAAG